This is a messenger RNA of Hippocampus comes (tiger tail seahorse), 1447 nucleotides long. RefSeq names its product N-alpha-acetyltransferase 30, NatC catalytic subunit (gene naa30). The record is from RefSeq and is a predicted model, not a curated record. The transcript has 4 exons. Gene Ontology annotation, biological process: N-terminal peptidyl-methionine acetylation. NCBI's taxonomy places the organism in Eukaryota, Metazoa, Chordata, Actinopteri, Syngnathiformes, Syngnathidae. The coding region runs from base 255 to 1298 and encodes 347 amino acids. Gene Ontology annotation, cellular component: NatC complex. Gene Ontology annotation, molecular function: protein-N-terminal amino-acid acetyltransferase activity.
CGUAAAACACCACCGUGCGGCAGUGUUGCAAUGGCCUUUGCUGCGACAGCACUUUGCGGCAGCAGGGAGAGCUCGAGGAGAAAGCAAGCGAAGAACGUCGCCGCUUCGCGAGUCCUUUUCGCCUCAAUAAUCAGCGGAUUUACGCUGCAUUCGGCGGAGUCACACCCGCGGCGCUGUCGUAUUCCCGCUGGGCGUCGUGAAUGAGCUUGUGUCCGACGUUUCCCAACCGCGAAUCGCCACCUUGAUGCGGUGGGAUGGCCACAGUGCCGCCUGGGCCUAGUAGCGCACCGGCCGAAUCCCCGACUGAAAGUCCGCCUUUCCCCGGGGCUGGGGGCGAGGACAGAGGGCCGCGUCGACCCGGUGAGUACCCCGGGUUGGGGAAGCCGCUCGCCGAAGUCAAGCAGUCGGUCAGGAAGAAGCAGAAAAACAUGCUAGCGAGAGCUAGCCCGCCGGCGUUGCACCUCAAAAUGCCAGACGUGGAGCAGCAGCAGCAGCUCAACGGCUUGGCCGGUAGUCCCGUGGAGGAGCUAGGGGGACACCUUGACAAUCCGAGACCGCCAGCGGACGACUGUGACAGCGGCGACGACGACGACGAGACCACGGCCGCACCGAACGACAUGGAACACUGCCAACGCGAAGGCCCCCGCUCCAAAAACGGCCGACACUCGCCUCUGGUUAACAAUAGCAUGAACGGGAUGCCGGCCCGAACAAGAACUCAGGCAGCGCCGCUCGCUUCCGAGAGUUCCGGGAGCAUGGAGCUGCUGCAGCAGCCGCAGCCCCAGCCGCCCUCGGACGAGCUGGCCCGGCUGGAAUUGGGCGCCUCGCCGCAGGAGGACAGCCACGACAUUUGUUAUGUACGCUACGAGUCCGAGCUGCAGAUGCCAUCCAUCAUGAGACUCAUCACCAAGGACUUGUCUGAGCCUUACUCCAUUUACACGUACAGGUACUUCAUCCACAACUGGCCGCAGCUCUGCUUCCUGGCCAUGGUGGAGCAGGAGUGCGUCGGCGCCAUCGUGUGUAAGCUGGACAUGCACAAGAAGAUGUUCCAUCGUGGCUAUAUCGCUAUGCUGGCCGUCGACUCAAAACACAGAAGGAAAAGCAUCGGUACUAAUCUGGUGAAGAAGGCCAUCUACGCCAUGGUGGAGGGUGACUGCGACGAGGUGGUCUUGGAGACAGAGAUCACCAACAAGUCGGCGUUGAAGCUGUAUGAGAAUUUAGGCUUUGUGCGGGACAAGCGGCUCUUCAGGUACUACCUGAACGGUGUGGACGCUCUGAGGCUCAAACUGUGGCUACGCUGAGGGGGUCUUAGCUGGAGAACGGAACUGGGGAGGGACGGAGAGGGGGGGAGCAAGCUGUCGAGCCUGCCUGCCUCAUUUCACAUUUGACAUACAGACACACACGCAUACAACCAACAAUAUGCACGUAUGCGUGCAUCCACACACACACA